AUGCCCCUAGCUCCCUCUCUCGCCCUAAUCUCAAACCCAAGACCUCUUUCCAGAGCCGUCUAUUUCCCUGUUCUCAACCCUCCCAAGGUGAGAGGGUUAAGCAUAGAGUGCGCUCGAGUUGGCGGAGUGGAGAUUCCGAACAACAAGAGAAUCGAGUUCUCGCUACAGUACAUCCAUGGAAUCGGAAGGAGCAGAGCUCGCAAGAUUCUCUGCGAUAUAAGCAUGGACAACAAGGUCACUAAGGAUCUCAGCGAAGAGGAACUCAUCACUCUUAGAGAUAAAGUCUCCAAAUACGUCAUUGAAGGCGAUUUGGGAUGGAUCAUAUCAUUGAGUCUUCAAGCAGAGAUGGGUGAGGAGGUGAAAGCAAUUGUUCCCGUGUCUGUGCUUAAGAAGCAAAAGAGGGAAGAGGAAUGGGCCUUGAAGAAAAAGGAGGAGCUUGAUGCUGCAAAGAAAAAGAGAGCUGAGAGCCGCAAGCUCAUUUACAGCAGGGCAAAGCAAUAUGCAAAGGAAUACCAGGAGCAGAAAAAGGAGCUGAUAAUCGAAGAGACUAUGAUGCACUGCAUUGCCAUUGAUUUGUCAUUGCAGUGA
Arachis duranensis is the source of this 588-nucleotide messenger RNA. Its product is annotated as 30S ribosomal protein S13, chloroplastic. The transcript has 5 exons. Gene Ontology annotation, biological process: translation. Gene Ontology annotation, molecular function: RNA binding; structural constituent of ribosome. Gene Ontology annotation, cellular component: mitochondrion; small ribosomal subunit; ribosome. Bases 1 to 588 code for a protein of 195 amino acids. Lineage: Eukaryota; Viridiplantae; Streptophyta; Magnoliopsida; Fabales; Fabaceae. The record is from RefSeq and is a predicted model, not a curated record.